Messenger RNA from Daucus carota subsp. sativus, 2587 nucleotides. RefSeq names its product protein FAR1-RELATED SEQUENCE 5-like. The transcript has 5 exons. Gene Ontology annotation, molecular function: zinc ion binding. Bases 215 to 2524 code for a protein of 769 amino acids. The record is from RefSeq and is a predicted model, not a curated record. Lineage: Eukaryota; Viridiplantae; Streptophyta; Magnoliopsida; Apiales; Apiaceae. Gene Ontology annotation, biological process: regulation of DNA-templated transcription.
UAUGCGCCGCUUGUCCCAACUGUUUUUCUCUCUCUAGUUUUCUUUAUUCACAGCUUUACAGUCCGCCGAUUUCUUCUUAAACUGCUGCGAUUUUAUUCAUAAAUCUCGGCGAUUUCUGCUUGAUGAUGUUCGUGUGUGGUCUAUACUGUUCUUCAUAUGCGGUUCUGUAGUUUUUGAAAAUCACUGAUUUCUGUGUGCGUAAUAGAGGUUGAAGAUGAUUAUCACUGAUUUGACUAAAAUUGCUGAUAAUCAAGGAUCUGUUUGUGGUGAUUUGUCUCGGGUUAGCAGUUGUGUUAUAGAUGAUGCGAAUGAUGAUAGUGAAGGUGAUAUUUCAUGCUCGAGGAUAUCGCCUGGUGGUAAUAGGUACUAUGUACCUGUUGUUGAUGCGGCUUUCACUCCUUUUGUUAAGCAGAUCUUUGAAAGUUUAGAUAGUUGCCUUAAAUUUUACAAGGAGUAUGGCAGAUAUUGUGGGUUUGAUGUUCGUAAAGGCUGUGAUAAGAGAGAUGAAAAAGGCACUACUAUUUUAAAGCAUUUUGUGUGUAGUAGAGAAGGUUUUAAUGAGUUGUUUCGUAAUAAAGUAGUGAGAGGAAGGAGGACUGUUUCUCGAAGAUGUGGCUGCAAAGCAAGAGUAGUUUUGAAGUUAAUGGAGUGUAAUAGGUAUGCAGUGCAUAAUUUUGUCGAGGAGCAUAAUCAUCCUUUUGUGGAUGAGAGUUGCAGGCAGUUUUUAAGAGUGAAUAGGGAGAUGACUGUUGGCUUGAGAAGUAUUGUUUUUGAUGCUGCAAAGGUUAAUAUCGGUUGCAGCAAAAGUUUUAGUUUGGCAAAGGAAAUGUAUGGUGGUUAUUCAAACGUAGGUGCUACACUACGUGACUUCAGGAAUUUUAAUCGAGAUUUGAAGCAGUAUGUUGGGGAAAAAGAUGGGCAGAUGAUGAUAGAUAAGUUUAAAGUGAUGCAAGAGGCGUCAUCAUCAUUUUAUUAUGCUUAUGAUGUGGAUUCUGCUGGCCACUUGACAAAGCUGUUUUGGGCUGAUCCAGUUGGUCGUAGAUAUUUUGAAAUCUAUGGUGACGCUGUAUCAUUUGAUGCAACGUUUGAUACCAACAAGUACAAUAUGGUUUUUGCACCGUUUACCGGUGUGGACAAACACGAUAGAUGUGUUACAUUUGCAGCAUGCCUUUUAUUACAGGAAAGCGUUAGUGAUUACAGUUGGGCUUUUGAGCAAUUAGUGAAGGCAAUGGGGCGGAAUCCUGUUAUUAUUAUUACUGAUCAGUGCCCCGCCAUGAAAGUUGCUAUCCCUGCAGUGUUCUCCAAUGCAAAUGGUUUGGUUCCUACCAAGCAUCGACUUUGUAUGUGGCACAUUAUGAAUAAAUUCCCUAUUAAGCUUGGUAAUCGUUUGUGUAAAGAGACGGAUUUUAUGGAGAAAUUGAAAAAAUUUAUAUGGUCUUCCUUUUUAGAGAUUGAUGAGUUUGAAAAAGGUUGGGCGGAAGUCAUAAAGGAAUUCAAAUUAGAGGGAAAUAAGUGGUUAUUGGAUAUGUAUGAAAUUAGGAGUUCAUGGAUUCCGGCAUAUUUUAGGGACGAGCCGAUGUUUGGGCUGUUGAGAACGACCUCAAGGUCAGAGAGUGAGAACUUUUUUUUCUCACAGUUUCAUAAGCAAGGAGAUAGUCUAUGUGAGUUUUGGAUUCGUUACCAAAGUGCUAUGGAUAGGCAGAGAAAUGAAACCAAGAGGUUGAAUAAUGAGUCGAAUUCUAGCAUGCCUACAACACUGUCAACAUGGUACAUUGAAGAUGAUGCUGCUAAAUUGUUCACACGCACAAUUUUCUACAAGGUCCAGGAGGAGAUACUUGCAGGGUGUUUAGAUAUGCAAAUCAAACGCAUGAGUGAUGAGGUCGAUGGAGUCACUAAUUUUGAGAUUAGGGAUGUGAAAGUGAAAGAUAAAUUGUUUAAGGUUUCUGUGAGUAGGAGUCACGCAGUUUGCUCUUGUAAGAAAUUUGUUAUGUGCGGGAUUGUUUGCAGGCACUCAUUUUGUGGCUUGAAACAAAUUGGAGUUACCAAGUUCCCUAAAACUCUUGUUCUGAAUCGGUGGAUGAAAAUUGCUGAAUGCGGGAGUUCAUCGGGGUCAAUUUCAGUUGAAAAUGAUUUUUUGAAGAUGGAACAAGUAUCAGUGAAAAUGACAGAUAUUUGUUAUGAUUUUCGUCAAGUUGUUGACAAGGCUGGAUUACAAGCAGAUAGGCUUGAUUAUGUUCAUAAGGUUAUCAAACAGUUGAACGAUGAUCUUGACAGUCAUGGUGUUGGGGUUGAUUUUACAAAGAGGGAUCACAUGGCAGCUAUGGUUGGUGAAGAACCUCAAGGAGAUCUAGCUGUUCUUGCACCAAACGUUUGCAAGAACAAAGGAAAUUAUUUUAAAAGACUUAUAAGUGAAAGAGAAAAAGCUGUGACCAAAUCGAAAAAAAGAGUUCGAAGAUGCAAGGAAUGCAGUGCAGUUACUCAUGAUCUUAGAACUUGUCCGAAUAGGAAUAGAGGUGAAUCAUAAUUAGAUAUUGGUGUUUUUGUUAUAUGUUUUUGCUGUGUUGCAAAAAUUGUGCGAAACAGAGUA